Pan troglodytes (chimpanzee) is the source of this 3956-nucleotide messenger RNA. RefSeq names its product far upstream element binding protein 3 (gene FUBP3). Bases 1169 to 2626 code for a protein of 485 amino acids. Gene Ontology annotation, molecular function: RNA binding. The transcript has 20 exons. The record is from RefSeq and is a predicted model, not a curated record. Lineage: Eukaryota; Metazoa; Chordata; Mammalia; Primates; Hominidae.
GAGCGGCGGCGUCGGCGGCGUCGGCGGCGGGGGCGACGGCGGCGGGGGCGGUAAUGGCGGAGCUGGUGCAGGGGCAGAGCGCUCCUGUGGGGAUGAAGGCCGAGGGCUUCGUGGAUGCCCUGCACCGGGUCCGGCAGAAAGCCACAGGAGUCAUUGUAUUAGAAGAAGGUCUUCACUUGGGCGCUUGAAGAUAUGGUCUUUACAUCUCUUUCCAGUAUUCCAGGGGAGGGAACCCUACCUGUUUCCCUGAUACUGACUUUUCAUGUUAUAUAUUGAUGCUCCUAUAGACAUUAUAUUGGAUCCCAGAACUUUCCAAACCUGUGGUUCCACCUAAAAUUUUAUCUGAUGAAUUGUUACUUUACUGCCUAGGUGCCAACCAGUACAGUAGUGAGUAUCCAUCUUACUUAGACUUCAGAUCCACCCAUGGCUGUAAUGGAUGAACAUGCCACCCAGCUCCCCUUCCACCACUCUGCUUGCUGGCGUGUUACAGUGCUCUCCUCUACAGUACAGGGUCCUGAACCUUGUUUCUCACUGGCUACUAAUAUGUAAUGGCUUUCGCUCUGUGCUGAUGUGUGACAGUCACCUUGUUGGCCUUCUAUGUCCGGGAAGAAUUAUAGUCACUGCCCUAAAGGGCUCAGAUCCUCAGUUUGCAGAAGGCCUGUAGUUGAACAUAAAGUGAAUUUUGAACCAUUGAGAAGACAUUCCGCUUCUCUUGAGCCAGUGGUUGAACUCAUAUUCUUGGACAACCUGCUCCAGAGGGAGACCCUCUGGUAAAUGCUGACCUAAUGUGGAUUGUUGAAGCAGUGGUGUUUACUACUAGCAGUGAAAACUUCAUUGGAAUUGUUCUCAGCUCUGAAAUGCACCAUUGACUGGAGCAGUAAUAAGCCCAAUGGAGACAGGGCUGUAAGUGUGUUCCUUCUGAAUGUUAACAGCUGGAGGUCCAUACUAUCUCCAAGGAUUUGAUGGCCUUUAAAAACUAAAGAAAAACCAGAUUGCUGCUAAAAUUGAUUCAAUUCCUCACUUGAAUAAUUCCACACCUCUAGUGGACCCCUCAGUAUAUGGAUACGGAGUACAAAAACGGCCCUUGGAUGAUGGAGUAGGUAACCAGUUAGGGGCCUUGGUACAUCAAAGGACGGUAAUAACGGAAGAAUUCAAAGUGCCUGACAAAAUGGUUGGAUUUAUUAUCGGCAGGGGAGGUGAGCAGAUUUCACGGAUUCAAGCAGAAUCUGGUUGCAAAAUUCAGAUUGCUUCAGAGAGUUCUGGGAUUCCAGAGAGGCCCUGUGUACUUACCGGAACCCCAGAAAGUAUUGAACAAGCCAAACGGCUCCUGGGACAGAUUGUGGACCGCUGUCGAAAUGGACCUGGCUUUCAUAAUGACAUAGACAGCAACAGCACAAUCCAGGAGAUUCUCAUUCCCGCAUCUAAAGUGGGUCUGGUCAUCGGCAGAGGAGGGGAAACAAUCAAGCAGUUGCAGGAGCGGACAGGGGUGAAGAUGGUCAUGAUCCAGGAUGGCCCAUUGCCCACGGGAGCAGACAAGCCUCUUCGUAUCACUGGAGAUGCAUUUAAAGUACAGCAAGCAAGAGAAAUGGUACUAGAGAUUAUCCGAGAAAAAGACCAAGCUGACUUUCGGGGUGUACGCGGCGAUUUCAACUCUCGAAUGGGAGGAGGCAGUAUAGAGGUAUCUGUGCCUAGGUUUGCUGUGGGGAUUGUAAUAGGAAGAAACGGGGAAAUGAUCAAAAAGAUCCAGAAUGAUGCCGGUGUGAGGAUUCAGUUUAAACCAGAUGAUGGGAUUAGUCCAGAAAGAGCUGCCCAGGUCAUGGGCCCUCCGGAUCGGUGUCAGCAUGCAGCGCAUAUCAUCAGCGAGCUGAUUCUUACAGCCCAGGAAAGAGACGGCUUUGGAGGCCUGGCAGCAGCCAGAGGAAGAGGUCGUGGCCGUGGCGACUGGAGCGUGGGAGCCCCUGGUGGCAUCCAGGAGAUAACAUACACGGUGCCAGCCGAUAAGUGUGGCCUCGUCAUAGGCAAAGGGGGUGAGAACAUCAAAAGCAUCAACCAGCAGUCAGGGGCGCACGUGGAGCUUCAGAGGAACCCCCCUCCCAACAGCGACCCCAACCUGCGGAGAUUCACCAUCAGGGGGGUUCCCCAGCAGAUCGAGGUGGCCAGGCAGCUCAUAGAUGAGAAAGUUGGCGGGACCAAUCUCGGAGCACCUGGAGCCUUCGGACAGAGUCCAUUCAGCCAGCCACCUGCCCCACCUCAUCAAAAUACCUUUCCUCCAAGGAGCUCCGGGUGCUUCCCAAACAUGGCUGCCAAGGUGAACGGGAACCCCCACAGCACCCCUGUGAGUGGUCCUCCGGCCUUUCUGACCCAGGGCUGGGGCAGCACCUACCAGGCGUGGCAGCAGCCCACACAGCAGGUCCCAAGCCAGCAGAGCCAGCCGCAGAGCAGCCAGCCCAACUACAGCAAGGCCUGGGAAGACUAUUACAAAAAACAGAGUCACGCCGCCAGCGCUGCUCCUCAGGCCAGCUCCCCACCGGACUACACAAUGGCCUGGGCAGAAUAUUACAGACAGCAGGUCGCUUUCUACGGACAGACGUUAGGGCAGGCGCAGGCCCACAGCCAGGAGCAGUAGGACAGCGUCCUCGUGGCCAACUCUCCCCUCAAAAUCAUUGUCAAAGAAAACCUAUUUGUAACAGAGGUUUUUACAUUUGCAAACCUUUUGAUGAAGAACUGUUGUUUUGUUCUGUGAAACACUAUAUUUAGAUUAACGGAAUUUUUCUAAAAAUCGGGAAAAUUAGUUACUAAAAAUUGCUGAUCAUUUUUGUUUCAUUAUUUUUGUUAUUUCAAAUGUAUAAGCUCUGGGAUUCUUUUUGGAGCAAUACCUACAAAGUCAGGCACCAGAAUGUGCCUCAGAGCUGUGACAUUUCAACAUGAUGGUUUUGGUUUGGUUUUGUUUUGUGUCCUUUUUAUUUGCAGUUUUUUCUGUUGCAACAGAAAGUGGCUUGGAAGUCUUAGGUGGUAUGUAACAAAUUCUUUUUAAAAAUUUUAAAGCAGUAUUUAAGUAUUCUUAAAUGUGUAAAUUCAUUUAAUGUUUUACUUCUAAUUUCUUGUAUCUUGGCUGUCUGGUUUUAUUGCAUUUUUUAAAAAACUGAACUAUUAUGUAUUGUAAUGAAUGAUGUGAAUUCUGAACUGAGACAGAUAAUUGUAUUGCUGUCCAACAGGGGUUGGGAGGGGCAUUUUGUAGGGUUUGUAUAAUUUCUAGAGUUCGAAAGGGGUAAUAUAAAAAUGUGCUCGUGUGUUUAGCAUACGUUUUUCUCAUGUCUCCAUUACCAGUUGCAAUUGUGUAUCUAAGACCUCCAAGCUUGUUUUUAAAACAAAACAAAAAACCUUUCUCUAUUAUCUCAGAAAUAUAAAUACUGUUAUUUUUAAUAUUAAGAAAUUCAAUAUAACUUUUAACACACACUGUGGAACAUUAAACCGUAUAAAAAUGUAGUUAUAACUAUUUUUAAUUCCAAGGUGUUGUUUGCUUUUUUCUUUUAAAUAUUUUCUUAAUAUUUUGUCAGAUUAACUAGAUGAAUAAAUAAAUCUAGUAUUAACGGCAUUAUGAAUUAAAUAAUUUUGAUUUAAUGAAAGGGAUAAUAUGAUUUCCAGUGUUUACUGUAGUGUAUCUUGUACAGAUAACAUGUAUUUUUAAAGGAAAAAAAACGGAAUUGAAGCUAUUUUUUCUUGCAUUUCUAAUUGACCUGAGGGACAUUCCGUUUGAAAUGUACUGAAGUUACAGUUUCUGGUUUUUUCUCCUUAUUUUUCUUAUAAUGCUUGAAAUGUCUAACUAUUAAAAAAGACAAUUGGAAAAUGUUAUGCAUGGGGUUUUUAAGAAAACAAAGUGUUCUUUUUAUUUGACUGACAAUUCAUUUUACACUCUAUAUAAUAAAAUCUCCACAAGGCAUCUUGUGGGCAAAGUC